Messenger RNA from Ilex paraguariensis (yerba mate), 405 nucleotides. Lineage: Eukaryota; Viridiplantae; Streptophyta; Magnoliopsida; Aquifoliales; Aquifoliaceae. The record is from the annotation of a GenBank genome assembly.
AUGGCGAAGAUGGUUUCUGCUAUCACCCUUCUGUUUCUUGCUUUCAUGGCCAUGUCCACACGACAGGCCCUGGCGAUAAACGUUCCUUAUAUAGAUUAUAUACUACCUCCCAGACCAUCCAGAACAUGGAACUAUAAUGUCAUGCCGAUUCCCCGGCGGCCGCUGCUGGGUUACCCAGUGGGUCAUGAAGCAGACUGCCGGGCAGCCCAUCACAAGGUACAUUCCUGCGUGCACAAACCACAUGGGACUCUCAGUGAUGAGAACUGUUGCAAUGUCAUUGCUGAGUAUAGAGAAGAUUGUCUUCCCGCAGAGCUUGUGCACAUGAAGGAGAAGUUUCUCCAUUAUUUAAUCAGACACCAAUGUGUUCCAGGCCAUUCUACAGCAGAUCCAAGUUUAGGAGCAUGA